This is a messenger RNA of Penicillium subrubescens, 558 nucleotides long. RefSeq lists its product as uncharacterized. The coding region runs from base 1 to 558 and encodes 185 amino acids. The record is from RefSeq and is a predicted model, not a curated record. The transcript is spliced from 3 exons. Lineage: Eukaryota; Fungi; Ascomycota; Eurotiomycetes; Eurotiales; Aspergillaceae.
AUGAACCUUCUGGUACAAGCAGCUCUCAUUGGAGCUUUUAUUCGCACCUCUUUGGGGGCUUCCCUCGGAGUCAUCAACCAGGAUCACCAAUGCCUGAUGUGGUCCAACGAUAACCAUGGAUGUACAGGUUACUCUGAACCAUUUGCAGAGAUCAAUGGAACCGAUUGUUCAGAGCUGAGCGAGAUCGUGGACGGCAAGCGCAAAGAUUUCACCACCCUCAGUGUAGGAGCAUGUGGGACUGAAGAUGGCAAGGAUGUCGCCUGGAUAAAGGUCACAGAUGCUGGUGAAGUCACCUUCUUCAAUCAGAACGGCGAUAAGUCAGCAUGCACCUUGAACGAUGGACUACGGCCCAUUGUCCAUGUCGGUGAUCUCUUCCCCGAGCACCUUCUCUUCUUCGAGCACAGUCUCUUCUUCGAGCACGGUCUCUUCUUCGAGCACGGUCUCUUCUUCGAGCACGGUCUCUUCGUCGAGCACGGUCUCUUCUUCGAGCACGGUCUCUUCUUCGAGCACGGUCUCUUCUUCGAGCACGGUCUCUCCAUCGGCUACCGUAUUAGAUAG